AGAAGUCCGGGGGAGGAAAAGACGCCGGCGAAAGCGUCGGGUUUAGAGGGCUCCUUCGCCCGUCCACGGCGUAGUAAUCAUAUCGUCAAAAUGAUUUGACAAUUUCAAUCGCACAUGACAUGACUUCAAAUCACACUUCGCCGCUUCCUGCAUCUCUUCGUCUCUCCCCCACUCUCUCUCUUCGCCUCAUUCGCUCACACUUUCGCGACAAUCGCCGAUCGGCGAUCGCAGUCCCCGCGUCAGCCGCCGUCCAAUUCCGAUUGGAUGGGAUAUGGUGGAGCGGCUAUCUUCGCCGCCCUUGAAAGAGGGCAUGUUCUGGAAAGGAGUUUUUGCGGUGUCAGGAAUCAUGUCCACUCUUGUCAUCUACGGCGUCUUGCAGGAAAAGAUAAUGAGAGUUCCAUAUGGAGAAAGCAAAGAAUAUUUUAGCCACUCGUUGUUUCUUGUCUUCUGCAAUCGUCUUAUGACAUCAGCUGUCUCUGCAGGUGCUUUGCUGGCAAGUAAGAAAGCAUUGGACCCUGUUGCUCCAGUUUAUAAGUAUUGCCUGGUGUCAGUGACGAACAUAUUAACAACAACAUGUCAGUAUGAGGCACUAAAAUAUGUCAGCUUUCCUGUUCAGACUCUUGCAAAAUGUGCCAAAAUGAUACCUGUAAUGCUUUGGAGCUCUGUCAUUUUGCAAAAGAUAUACAAGGCUCAGGACUAUUUUCUGGCUUUCCUAGUGAUGCUUGGUUGUGCGUUAUUCAUUCUGUACCCGGCAGCAGGUGAUAUAAGUCCGUAUAAUAGAGGAAGGGAAAGCACAAUUUGGGGUGUUCUGCUGAUGAUUGGUUAUCUUGGGUUUGAUGGCUUUACAAGCACAUUCCAGGAUAAACUAUUUAAAGGCUAUGAUAUGGAAAUACACAAUCAAAUAUUCUACACAACGUUAUGUUCUUGUAUACUGAGCUUGACUGGUCUAAUAUUACAGGGGCAUCUUCUCAAUGCCACAGAUUUUGUUGCUCGCCAUCAUGAUUGUUUCUUUGACAUUGCAUUGCUAUCCACUGUAGCAACAACUAGUCAAUUUUUCAUUUCCUACACAAUUCGUACAUUUGGCGCACUCACAUUUGCCACCAUAAUGACCACGAGACAGUUGGUGAGCAUUCUGUUAUCAUGCAUUUGGUUUGCCCAUCCCCUCAGCUGGGAACAGUGCAUUGGAGCUGUUAUUGUUUUCGGUUCCCUGUAUGCAAAAAGCUACUUGGGAAAUAAAGCACCUAAGAAACCUACUGUGGAAGGACGUCUGGAAAAUGGGGAGUCUAUUCCCCUGAACCUCAAGGAUAGCCAAUGAGAUGAAAGUUGGUGAAGUAGUAUGAUUUUUGACAAUUUUUCCCCUGUUUUUCUCUAGGGAUAUUAAACUAUAUAUGACUUUAGUUGCAUAGUGAAGACCAACGAGACCCAUUUCUGUUGUUUUUUUGUUUUGUUAUACUGUAGAAGGAACUAGUAAUUCUUUGUUGUUUCUGUUGACAGAGGAAACAUUAAGUGCGUGUUUGGCCUGUAAAAUUUUUGUUGGUGUAAGAAUUAUUUUUGUUAAAAACACUGUAAUCCAACACAACUGAAUAAGAAAGUGACAAAAAAUACAAGGUU
Messenger RNA from Diospyros lotus (date-plum), 1611 nucleotides. RefSeq names its product UDP-galactose/UDP-glucose transporter 5B. The record is from RefSeq and is a predicted model, not a curated record. Gene Ontology annotation, cellular component: endoplasmic reticulum membrane; Golgi membrane. NCBI's taxonomy places the organism in Eukaryota, Viridiplantae, Streptophyta, Magnoliopsida, Ericales, Ebenaceae. The transcript has 11 exons. Gene Ontology annotation, biological process: transmembrane transport. The coding region runs from base 272 to 1315 and encodes 347 amino acids. Gene Ontology annotation, molecular function: 3'-phosphoadenosine 5'-phosphosulfate transmembrane transporter activity.